GGUGUCAUGGUCAAUGGCUUUGAAGACCAUUACUCUGGCGUCACGAAUCACCACGAAAAAGUGCAAUUCGACAAAAGUUUGGCACCGAAGAGAUACGAGAUCAAAGGCACAGAUCCAAACUCCAAGAUCCUGUUCUUGGAUGUAAAUAUCCUUGACAGCACAGGUCGUCCUCCAUUCCGAGGGGAUGUUUUUAUCGAAGGAGAACGACUGCGGCACAUUGGAGAAGUGCCCGGCAAAGAUGCUCUGCGUCGCAACCCAGCAGUUCGCGUCGUCGACGGAAAAGGGCGAACGCUCAUGAGCGGGCUGGGAGACGCCCAUACUCACUUUUCAUGGAACAAUGGCGAUCUGGGCAAACUUGGUGAUGUUGGAGUGGAAGAACAUACACUGCUGUCAGCCCGUUCAGCACAAACCUACCUCGAUUCUGGGUAUACCAUGUGCUUUGGAGCAGCGUCCGCCAAGGAGCGACUGGACUGCGUUAUAAGAGAUGCCAUCAACGAAGGACACUUGCCAGGCCCUCGCUACUUGGCGAAUGGCAAAGAGAUGGCUGUGCCCGAUGGUGACCUUGUUCCUGGAAUUACAGCAUUCGCCAAGGGACCGUUGGAGAUGCGGGAAACCAUCAGACAUCACGUCAAGCUGGGCGUCGACCAAAUCAAGCUAUCAAUGUCGGGUGAGCAAAUUACAGAAACCCGAGAUGCCCAGGACUGCUAUUAUACGGACGAAGAAACAGCAGCAUGCGUGGAUGAGGCACAUCGGCAUGGUGUACGGCUUUGCUCCCAUGCACGGGCAAGAGACAGUGUUAAACAAUGCAUACAACACGGAGUCGACAUUAUUUACCAUGCCUCAUGGAUCGACGAAGAGGGAAUGGAUAUGCUAGAAAAGAAUAAGCAUAAGCACAUCGUCGCCCCUGGAAUCAACUGGCUUAUUGCGACAAUCUACGAAGCUGGGGCUUUUGGAUAUUCCUUUGAGAAGGCCGAACAGGUUGGCUACAAGAAAGAACUGGAAGUCGCCAUUCAAGGCCUGAAAGAGAUGCACCGCAGGGGUAUCACAGUUCUUCCCGGCGGAGACUAUGGCUUUGCGUGGACCCCCCACGGAACAUAUGCUCGCGACCUCGAACACUUUGUCAAACUCCUGGGUUUCACACCCAUGGAGUCGAUCAUCGCCGCAACAGCCGGGGUUGCGAAACUCUUUAUGCGCGAGGAUGAGCUUGGUAAGAUCCUGCCAGGAUACUAUGCUGACUGCAUCCUGGUCGACGGUAGUCCUCUCGAUGACAUCACAGUCUUGCAACAACAUGAUAAGCUUAAUAUGAUCAUCAUCAACGGACGCAUCCACAAGGCCAGCUACAAGGAAUUCCUGCGCCACGAAACCAUGGAGUCAAAGCCACAGGAAGACACACAACCCCGCAAUUUCAUCAGCUACGCGUUGAAGGACGGAACCAAGAGGACAAGGGUUGGCCACCUGAGGCAAGAGGACGACAUGAUCAGAGAGCUAUCAUUUGCCAGUGGCACGCCGGUCGAAAGACUUGAGCAAAUCCUCGGCAUACCGUUGGCCGAAAUAACGUUGAGUGAGGAAGUGAUCCCAAAAUCAAGUGUUCAGAUCCUGCCUCCUAUCACCGGCAGAGACGUCCUUGCAGUCGGAAAGAAUUAUAUGGACCAUGCCCACGAGUUCAAUUCCAGCGGUUACGACUCAUCAGACAAAGAAGCACGCCCUUCCCACCCUGUCAUUUUUACCAAGCGAGCUUCAUCGAUCAUCGCCCAUGAGCAGAGCGUUUAUUUCGAUGAGGAGUUCACCUCCACUCUUGACUAUGAGGGUGAGAUCGGGGUCAUUAUCGGCAAGGGCGGAUACAAGAUCUCAGAAGAUGAUGCCAUGGAUCAUGUCUGGGGCUACACAAUCAUCAACGACCUUACGGCUCGUGAAAGACAGCGGGACCACAAGCAAUUCUUCAUUGGUAAAUCAGGCGACACUUACUGUCCCAUGGGGCCCAUUGCCGUGCCUGCAUCCGCCGUACCAGCAACACUUACCGUCACAACGCAUGUCAACGGCGAAAAGAGGCAACAAGCGACAACCGAACAACUGAUCUUCUCCAUUCCCCACAUCAUAAAGACAUUGUCGGAAGCUCAGACCCUUCGGCCUGGCGACGUGAUCGCCAUGGGUACACCUGCAGGUGUAGGUAUAGGAAUGAAGCCGCCCACAUUCCUGAAGCCUUCGGAUGUGGUGGAAGUCUCCAUCACGGGGCUAGGAACUCUUAAAAACACAGUGACCGCCACCAGAGACCCAGAGGCAAUUUCUGCUCGACUUGCCGAAGAGUCUGCUGCAUCGAUCCCUAUCCAAAACCUGUCCGUCACCCUGGGAGGUGUUGGUUUGACGACCAUUGCCUCUGGAAAGCAACUCAACGUUGAAAAGCUGGGCAGUGGAGAGAAGCUCGUCAUAUUCGUCCAUGGGCUGGGUGGGAGCACCACCUUUUACUCCCAGCUCGUGGACAAGCUCAAGUUGGCGGACAAGUACACAUGUGUCUUGUACGAUCUCGAAGGGCAUGGACUUUCUCCAACCACGGCCACCAGUCUCAUUACAAUCUCAAGCCUUGCAGACGACCUACGCGCUCUACUGACCACGAAACCGCUGAGUCUGCCGCUGGACAAAGAAGUGACUAUUGUGGCUCACUCCAUGGGCUGCCUGGUGGCUGAAGUCUUUGCGUUGAAACAUCCGGACCUGGCUCACCGUCUCGUCCUUAUCGGACCACCACCAUGUCCGCUCCCUCAAGGAGGGUACGAAGCAAGCAUCAAGAGGGCAGCCACCGUGAGGAAGGAAGGUAUGCGGAAUGUCGCAAAAGCCGUGGCAAACGCAGGCACGUCCGACAGAACGAAAUCUCAUCAAUCGGGUGGCUUCGCUGCUGUCCUGACGAGUCUGUUGAGUCAAGACCCCGAGUCAUACGCAAAGGGCUGUACGGCAUUGGCGUCUGCACGUGAGCUGCAAGUCGAUCUUGGACAAAUUCGCUCCAAGGUCCAGAUCAUUGGUGGUGAUGAGGACAAAGUCAGCCCACCUGCGUAUACCCAAGAACUGACACAACUUCUGCCAAAUGCAACACUCGCAACGCUGAAGGAGACAGGACACUGGCAUACCUUCGAGGACAUUGAAGGCACCGCAAGUGCUCUUGAAUCAUUUUUGCAGUCAUAGUGGGAGUAACGAUAUAACUCCUAGUGACGGAAAAGGAUAUGACUAGAACCAGCUGAGCCUGAGCAUCGGUCCCAGUUGCAACGUUGGCGGAUUUCAUCUGUCCGAUUUUCAGGCUUUCGAGGAUGGUGCUCAAGUGCGAGGGGCAGCAUGAUGUAGGGGGGUAAAAGACAUUUUGAGAUCGAGUCGAGCAUCCAAACAUUAAAAUGUAUGGAGAUUAUCACCUGCUAUCAUUAUGAUGGGCUGCGCGUCCCUUGCAGAGUCAGGUUCCAUUGAUCAGCCAGCAGCAUUGUGUGUUUAUUC
Exophiala viscosa is the source of this 3471-nucleotide messenger RNA. Its product is annotated as putative fumarylacetoacetate hydrolase. The transcript has 4 exons. The coding region runs from base 7 to 3171 and encodes 1054 amino acids. Gene Ontology annotation, molecular function: hydrolase activity, acting on carbon-nitrogen (but not peptide) bonds; acetylpyruvate hydrolase activity. The record is from RefSeq and is a predicted model, not a curated record. Lineage: Eukaryota; Fungi; Ascomycota; Eurotiomycetes; Chaetothyriales; Herpotrichiellaceae.